Molecule: messenger RNA, 1271 nt
Organism: Entrophospora sp. SA101
Lineage: Eukaryota; Fungi; Glomeromycota; Glomeromycetes; Entrophosporales; Entrophosporaceae
Source: the annotation of a GenBank genome assembly
UAUAUUCAAAUUAUAUCGCUCAUUUUGAAAUACCUCUCCAUCAAAAACAAGUAAAAAAAUUAGCAAUAAUUGGUGCGGGAGCUGGUGGUUCUUCAGCUUCUUAUUGGUUGAAAGAAGCAUUUACCAAUUCUAGCUUAAAUGUUAAUACAACAGUCUAUGAACAAUCAUCAAUAGUCGGUGGACGUGCUAAAACCAUUAAAUUUGAAUAUAAUGGAGAAAAGUUCAAUAUUGAAUUGGGUGCGACAUUAUUUAUUGAUGAUAAUUAUAAUAUGUUUAAUUCAGCAAAAAAAUUUGGAUUGGAAUUUAUUAAACCCGGUGAAGAAGUACCUGAUGCAAGAUUCGGAAUAUGGACUGGUGAAAAAUUUAUAUUUGAAGAAUCAUCUCAUUCUUAUUGGAACUUGAUAAAAAUAAUAUGGAAAUAUGGAAUUGCUCCAUUUAAAGUUAAAAGUUUAGUUAGAGAAACCAUAAAAGCAUUUUUAGGAAUUUAUGAAUUUGAAAAACCAUUUACAAGUAUUGAAUCUGCAGCAAAGCGUCUAAAUAUUCAUUCACUACAAACACUUACGGGUGAUUAUUAUUUUUCUGAAAUCAAAAAAAUAAAUAAAAAUUACAUUUACGAUUUUAUAGAACCAGCUGUACGUGCCAAUUAUGGACAAAAUAUAAGUGAUAUUCAUGCAAUUGGAACCUUUAUUAGUUUGGCACCUCAAGGAGCAAAAGGAAUUAAAGGAGGAAAUUUUCUAUUAUUUGAAAAAUUCAUUGAAAAUUCAGGAGCAAAUCUCCAACUAAAUUCCAAAGUUAUAAAAAUAAAAAAAUUACCAGAAAAAUCAUCAAUUGAUACUAUAGAUAGCUCAAAAUAUUUAGUUUAUACUAAAAGUGGAACUAUUGAAGAAUACGAUGGAAUUAUUUUAGCAACCCCGAUUUCGUUUGAUGAUCUGCCAUUACAAAUUUUAACGACGAAUGGUCCAAAAGUGGAUUUUUUGGUUCUUGGAACAAGAAAAAGAUUGGAUAACGGAGAAACAAUUAAUAAAUUUUUUACCAGAAAUCAUUUAUCAGAUGAAGUUUUAAAUAAAAUAUAUUUGAACAAAUCUUGGAUUUAUCGAAAAGUUUGGAAAUCUUAUCCAAAAUUAUUGCCAAAUCAAACAUUCCCGCCUUUGGAAAUUGACGAAAAUUUCUUUUACGUUAAUAGUUUCGAGCCAUUUAUUUCUACUAUGGAAACUGAAACUGUUUCAAGCAAGAAUAUCGUCGACAUAAUAACAAAAAAAUUUUCACCAUAA